GUAUGUUUUGUUUUGAAAGACCUGUAGGGGACCAGACGGAGAACUCCAUGCCAACCUUCUGUGCCCUGUGGAUGUGGCAGAUGUGCCCGAGGGCACCCUGCCUGACAAGCAGAGCACCGAGCAAGCCAUACGGUUGUUGGGAAAGAUGAAAACAUCUGCCAGUCCUUUCUUCCUGGCUGUGGGCUAUCAUAAGCCGCACAUCCCCUUCAGAUACCCCAAGGAAUUUCAGAAGCUGUAUCCCUUGGAGAACAUCACCCUGGCUCCUGAUCCCCAGGUCCCUGCCGGCCUCCCUCCCGUGGCCUACAACCCCUGGAUGGAUAUCAGGUGGCGGGAGGAUGUCCAAGCCUUAAACCUCAGCGUGCCCUAUGGCCCGAUUCCCGCCGACUUUCAGCGGAAAAUCCGCCAGAGCUACUUCGCCUGUGUUUCGUACUUGGACACGCAGGUUGGCCACCUUUUGAGCGCUCUGGACGCUCUUCAGCUGGCGGGCAGCACGGUUGUGGUGCUCACGUCGGAUCACGGGUGGGCUCUAGGCGAACACGGAGAAUGGGCCAAAUACAGCAAUUUUGACGUCACUACUCGCGUGCCCCUGGUGUUCUAUGUUCCGGGAAGGACGGCUCCGCUUCCGGCGGCAGGCGACAAGCUUUUCCCAUACCUCGACCCUUUUGAUUCCAUCUCAGAAUCAGUGGAGCCAGGCCGGCAAGCCGGGGACCUCGUGGAACUGCUCUCUCUCUUCCCCACGCUCGCGGGACUCGCAGGGCUGCGCGUCCCUCCUCGAUGCCCCAUCCCCUCGUUUCACGUGGAGCUGUGCCGCGAAGGCCGGAACCUUCUGAAGCAUUUUCAGGUCCGUGACUCGGAAGAAGAUCCGUACGUCCGUGGUAAUCCCCGUGAGUUGGUGGCCUAUAGCCAGUACCCCCGGCCUGCAGACUGUCCUCAGUGGAAUUCUGACAAGCCGAGUUUAAAAGAUAUAAAGGUCAUGGGCUAUUCCAUACGCACCGUAGACUAUAGGUAUACCGUGUGGGUUGGCUUCAGUCCCCGGGAAUUUCUGGCUAACUUUUCAGACGUCCAUGCAGGGGAGCUGUAUUUUGUAGCUUCUGACCCUUGGCAGGAUCACAAUAUGUAUAAUGACUCCCAAGGCGGAGCCCUUCCCCGACCUUUGACGCCUUGAGUUCUGCCAACCGCAGAGGGCAUACGUCACGCUCUCCCGUCCAGCUGGCGAGAGAAGGAAUUACACUGGUUAUGUCGUGAUUACCUGUAAUAUUGGA
Molecule: messenger RNA, 1262 nt
Organism: Physeter macrocephalus (sperm whale)
Lineage: Eukaryota; Metazoa; Chordata; Mammalia; Artiodactyla; Physeteridae
Product: iduronate 2-sulfatase
Exons: 5
Coding region: 146-1165 (339 amino acids)
Cellular component (GO): cytoplasm
Molecular function (GO): iduronate-2-sulfatase activity
Source: RefSeq, a predicted model, not a curated record